Vidua chalybeata is the source of this 4099-nucleotide messenger RNA. It is a transcript of the gene EFL1, whose product is annotated as elongation factor like GTPase 1. Gene Ontology annotation, molecular function: GTP binding; ribosome binding; GTPase activity. Gene Ontology annotation, biological process: cytosolic ribosome assembly. Bases 320 to 3736 code for a protein of 1138 amino acids. The record is from RefSeq and is a predicted model, not a curated record. NCBI's taxonomy places the organism in Eukaryota, Metazoa, Chordata, Aves, Passeriformes, Viduidae. Gene Ontology annotation, cellular component: ribonucleoprotein complex; cytosol. The transcript has 19 exons.
CCGUGCGCGCUCGGGGCGGCGGCAGGGGAAGGCGAACCGGGGCCGGGCGGAACCGUGGGAUUUGUGCCGCUCGGUGCCCGCUGCCAGCCCGAGCUGCGCCCGGCCGCGCUCCUGAGCCGCGUUCAAAGUGCAGACACGGCCCUGGUUUCUUGCAGGUGUCCCCGCGGAGCGGAGGGUUCGUGACGCGCUCCACGUGUCGCGGAGGUUUCCCUGAGGAGCGGCUCUAAUCGCAGUUUGCGUCAUUAAAAACCAAAGCCUUUCCUCAAGCUGACUGACACCUCAGUGAAACACUUCGCUCCGCUCGCAGAAUUAGCCAGCCAUGGUGCUCACGAGCGUGGGAAAGAUGGUUGGCCUCCAGAAGAAGGCGUCCGGCAUCAGGAAUAUCUGUAUAUUGGCCCACGUGGAUCACGGCAAAACCACUCUAGCAGAUUGCCUUAUAUCUAGCAAUGGAAUAAUCUCCAGCCGCUUGGCAGGAAAGCUGAGGUACCUUGACAGUAGGGAAGAUGAGCAGAUCCGAGGAAUAACAAUGAAAUCUAGUGCAAUUUCACUGCACUUUGUGAAAAGUGAUCAGGAGUAUCUGAUUAAUUUAAUAGACUCCCCAGGGCACGUGGAUUUUUCUUCAGAAGUAUCUACUGCUGUCCGACUCUGUGAUGGUUGCAUUAUAGUGGUGGAUGCUGUUGAAGGAGUCUGUCCACAGACUCAGGCAGUCCUGCGGCAGGCAUGGCUGGAAAAUAUCCGUCCCGUCCUGGUGAUUAACAAAAUCGACCGCUUGAUUGUGGAGCUGAAGCUCACCCCUCAGGAAGCAUAUUUGCACCUUAAAAAUAUCUUGGAACAGAUCAAUGCAGUCACUGGAACACUUUUUACCUCCAAAGUGUUAGAAGAAAGAGCUGAAAAAGAAACAGAAAGUGAAACCCUUUCAGAUGCAUCACCAGGAGAUCAAAUUUAUGACUGGAGUACUGGAUUGGAAGACACUGAUGAUUCACAUCUUUAUUUUUCACCAGAACAUGGAAAUGUGGUGUUUGCCAGUGCAAUUGAUGGCUGGGGUUUUGGAAUUGAACAUUUUGCCAAACUGUAUAGCCAAAAAAUUGGAAUCAAACCUGCAGUACUUCUGAAGACUUUAUGGGGAGAUUAUUAUCUAAAUACAAAAGCAAAGAAGAUAAUGAAAGGUGAUCAGUCAAAAGGAAAGAAACCUUUGUUUGUACAGCUGGUGCUGGACAAUAUUUGGAGUCUGUAUGAGGCUGUUAUGAAAAGAGACAAAGAAAAAAUAGAAAAGAUAGUUACCUCUUUGGGAUUGAGAAUUGGUGCCCGGGAGUCACGGCAUGCAGACCCAAAAGUUCAUCUAAAUGCCAUUUGUAGCCAGUGGCUGCCAAUAUCUGAUGCAGUCCUCUCCAUGGUGUGUAAUAAAAUUCCCAGUCCUCUGGACAUCACGGCAGAGAGAGUGGAAAAGCUGAUGUGUGUUGGAGCAAGAACAUUUGAUUCUUUGCCACCAGAAACUCAGGACCUGAAAAAUGCUUUUAUGAAAUGCAGUAGUGAAGGAACAGCCCCAGUUAUUGUCUUUGUUUCCAAAAUGUUUCCUGUUGAUGCAAAGGCAUUGCCACAGAAUAAACCAAGGCCAUUAACUCAAGAAGAAAUUGCUCAUCGGCGCGAACUUGCCAAACGAAGGCACGCGGAAAAGUUGGCAGCAAGUCAAGGGAAAGAGGUGUCAGAAAAAACCCCAAGUGAAGAGUCACCUGAAGUAACUGGGAACACUGGUGAUACAAAAGGUGAAGAGCAACAGCUCCCUGCUCAAGAAGAUAGUGUGACCUCAAAGGCAGUGAAACAGGAAGCAGACAACAAGGAGUAUUUCAUUGCUUUUGCCAGAGUGUUCAGUGGAGUGGUGAAAAGAGGGCAGAAAAUCUUUGUUUUAGGACCAAAAUAUGAUCCUGCUGAGUCUUUGCAUAAGCUGUCAUCCCAGUGCUCUGCCACUGAUGAUCUGCCAGCAAUCCCUCACAUGACGUGCUGCACUUUGGAGAACCUCUACUUACUUAUGGGAAGAGAGCUUGAAGAUCUUGAGGAAGUGCCUGCAGGAAAUGUUCUGGGAAUAGGAGGCCUGCAAGAUUUUGUGCUGAAGUCUGCAACACUGUCAACGUCACCUGCUUGUCCACCGUUUACACCUCUCAACUUCGAAGCUACCCCGAUUGUGCGAGUAGCAGUUGAACCCAAACAUCCAAGUGAUAUGCCUCAGCUUGUCAGAGGGAUGAAACUUUUAAACCAAGCUGAUCCAUGCGUGGAAGUUCUGAUCCAGGAGACAGGAGAACAUGUGCUGGUGACAGCAGGAGAAGUUCAUCUUCAGCGCUGCUUGGAUGACCUGAAAGAAAGGUUUGCAAAGGUGCAGAUCAGUGUAUCUGCUCCUAUUAUACCCUUCCGAGAGACCAUAACAAGACCUCCCAAAGUCGAUAUGGUGAAUGAAGAAAUAGGCAAACAGCAGAAAGUUGCUGUCAUACACCAAACAAAAGAGGACCAAAAUAAAAUUCCUGAGGGAAUUCAGGUUGAUUCAGAUGGGCUUGUUACAAUUAAUACUCCAAAUAAGCAAGCUACUCUCAGUGUGAGAGCAAUGCCACUCCCUGAGGAGGUAACUCGACUUCUUGAAGAAAACAGUGACUUAAUUCGAACUAUGGAACAACUCAACACAUCUCUGAAUGAAGAUAAAAAAACACAUGAGAUAAAUCAGAAGACUCUUGAUAGAAUCAAAGAAUUCAAGCAAAAGUUGGAGAAAAGUCUUCAGGGAAGAAAGUGGAGAAAUGCUGUUGAUCAGAUCUGGUCAUUUGGACCACGGAAGUGUGGGCCUAAUAUUUUGUUACAUAAUUUUGGGGGCUAUAAAAGAUGUGUGUGGCAGUGCCUUGGGAACUCUGUGAAAGAAGUAGGUAAAUACAGAGACUUUGACAAUAGCAUAGUAAGUGGAUUUCAGCUGGCUACGCUUUCAGGUCCCAUGUGUGAAGAGCCUCUCAUGGGUGUUUGCUUUUCAGUGGAAAAAUGGGAAAUAAAUAAAGCUGGAGAUACUCUGUCAAAUAAUAGGCAGGACUCAGGGGAACUUGAUACCACAGAACAUCAGCAAAAUGAAGAUAAUACUCUAGCAAGCAGUUGCACUGAUGAAGGUCCCAGUGCCAGUGAACACCAGGACAGGAACCAAAGUGGCACAGACUCACCUGAGAAAAUGAGUAAACACAAAGGAGAAUUACCACUUGCAGAUUGUUAUGGCCCUUUCUCUGGACAGCUGAUUGCCACCAUGAAGGAAGCCUGUCGUUAUGCUUUGCAGGCAAAGCCACAGAGACUCAUGGCAGCAAUGUACACGUGUGAAAUCAUGGCUACUGCAGAAGUUUUAGGUCGUGUGUAUGCUGUGCUGUCCAAAAGGGAAGGCAGAGUGCUCCAGGAGGAGAUGAAAGAGGGGACGGAUGUGUUUAUUAUUAAGGCAGUCCUGCCAGUAGCAGAAAGCUUUGGCUUUGCUGAUGAAAUCAGGAAGAGAACCAGUGGCCUGGCCAGUCCACAGCUGGUGUUCAGCCACUGGGAGAUCAUUUCAAGUGACCCGUUCUGGGUCCCAACGACGGAGGAGGAGUAUUUGCACUUUGGGGAGAAGGCAGACUCGGAGAACCAGGCCCGCAAGUACAUGAAUGCAGUGAGAAAGAGAAAGGGGCUCUAUGUGGAAGAAAAAAUCGUGGAGCACGCUGAGAAGCAAAGAACUCUGAGCAGAAAUAAGUAGCUGUGUCUGCCCCCUUUCUCUCCUGAUGUGUGGGUGGAGUAUUUUAUAUGCAGCAGAUGCAAAAUUUCAUCUGGACUUUGUUCUUUGAUACCAUUUUUCUUACAUGCUUUGUCUGUGGCUUAUGUUUUAAUAAACUUAAGCCUUUCCAACUUUUGUACAGAGAAAAUAGUUUAUUUAUUGAAAUAAAAUAGAAGCGUAUUCACUGCAAUUGGUCUCAAUUUUUAAAAUUUAAUGCCCUAUUGAACAUCCUGUCACAAGGAUUAGGAACACCCAAUUCAAUUUGUUUCUUUCUGAUUUUUCAGAUGUAAUUACAGUAAGAGCUGGUUAGCUAGCUUCUCGCAAAUAAACCAUGCACUGAAUUUA